Coffea eugenioides is the source of this 725-nucleotide messenger RNA. RefSeq names its product auxin-responsive protein IAA32-like. The record is from RefSeq and is a predicted model, not a curated record. Gene Ontology annotation, cellular component: nucleus. Gene Ontology annotation, molecular function: protein binding. The transcript is spliced from 4 exons. Gene Ontology annotation, biological process: regulation of DNA-templated transcription. The coding region runs from base 1 to 588 and encodes 195 amino acids. Lineage: Eukaryota; Viridiplantae; Streptophyta; Magnoliopsida; Gentianales; Rubiaceae.
AUGGAUUCAAAUGCAUCAAAUUACCAUCUAAAUCAUGCAACUCUCCCCCAAGUUUAUUACCAGGGGAAGGAGGCUGACAAUAUCAUUGACUUGGGCCUUAGCCUAAGAGUUUUGCAGCCAGAGUCUUAUCAUCCAUCUCCUCAUGGUAAUAAUGACUUUGAUGUCCUGAUAGACUGGCACCAGCUGCAUCCCCGGAUGAAAAAUUCAAAGACUGAUUAUCCACAAAAUAUGGUGGGAAAUCAUGAUGAUGAAACUGAGGGAGUUCAAAGCAAGGAGCGUUGGUCAUAUGUGAAAGUUAACAUGGAUGGAGUAAUAGUUGGCAGGAAAAUCUGCAUCCUUGACCAUAUGGGCUACUCUGAUCUUGCACUUCAACUAGAAGAAAUGUUCGGGAAACAGUCUGUGUAUGGUCUGCGACUGUUCCAAUCCAACUCGGAAUAUUCCCUGCUAUAUAGGGACAGAGAUGAGCAUUGGAGGACUGUUGACGAUGUUCCUUGGAAUAAUUUUGUAGAAAGUGUCAAGAGGCUGAGAAUUGUGCGGAAGGAUGAAGCAUUUAGUCCCUCUUCAUCAGCAUUGCUUAAUUCUCUCUAACACUGAGUCUUAACAAAUAGUGUGGACUAAGACAAGUUUAGGAUCCACCUGCUACAACCUCAGCUAAACUAUUCUGGUUCUCCCUCAAUGAUUAUCAACUUAGCAAGCUUGAUCUUCUGAGUUGUUGCUUGCAUUGU